AAGAAUGGUGGCGAGUGGUAAUCUCUUAACAAAUAAUGCGACCCGUUUCCUCUCCAUCCCUUGUAUGUCUUUGACGCCACCUCUGCGACUCGGUUUCUCCUAUAAAAACACCCAAAUCUUCGUUCCAAUUCCGUGACUCUUAUCGUGAAAACCUUAGAUUUCCAUCUCCGGCGCCGCCAUGCCGGGUCUCGUCGCCCCGCCCGACACUCCACCGCUCCGGAUUGCUGUCCCCAACGACGGCGACUCCCAGAUCCGGCGCCCUGGCGAGGUCAGAUCCCCAAUGCCGAAGAAGUUUUCGACCCCGUCGCCCUCCCCGUCCUCCCGCGCGAGGCCCUCCCCGGACCGGAAGAAGCGGACCCCGGGAUCGUCGUCGGCGGAGAAGCAGCGGCCACCAACGGCGGCGGACGAGGCUGCACUGGACAACCCGGAUCUGGGUCCAUUUUUGCUGAAACUGGCGCGGGACACGAUCGCGUCUGGCGAGGGCCCAGGGAAGGCGCUGGAGUACGCGGUGCGGGCGUCGCGGGCGUUCGAGCGGUUGGGGGAAGGGGCGGCGCUGGAGCUGGCGAUGAGCCUGCACGUGACGGCGGCAGUCUACUGCAGCCUGGGUCGGUACGAGGAGGCGGUGUCGGUGCUGGAGCGGGCGGUGGCGGCGGUGCCGGUGGCCGGAACGGCACCGGAGCACGCGCUGGCGGCAUUCUCCGGGUACAUGCAGCUCGGGGACACGCACUCGAUGCUUGGAAGGUUGGAUCAGUCCAUCGACUGCUACACCAAGGGACUCCAGAUCCAGAUGGAGGAGCUCGGGGAGGGAGAUCCCAGGGUGGCCGAAACUUGCCGGUAUUUGGCCGAAGCUCAUGUCCAGGCAAUGCAGUUUGAUGAAGCGGAGAAGCUCUGCUGCAAGACACUCGACAUCCACCGUGAGCAUAGCCCUCCCGCCUCUCUCGAGGAGGCUGCAGACCGCCGUCUCAUGGCCCUCAUCUAUGAGGCCAAGGGUGACUUUGAUGCUGCCCUCGAGCACCUUGUUCUUGCUUCCAUGGCCAUGAUCGCCAAUGGUCAGGAGACUGAGGUUGCUGCCAUUGAUGUCAGCAUUGGCAACACUUAUCUCUCCCUCGGCCGUUUUGAUGAGGCUGUCUUCUCUUAUCAGAAGGCCCUUACAGUGUUCAAGUCCAUCAAGGGUGACAACCACAUGUCUGUCGCUUCGGUCUUUGUUCGCCUUGCCGAUAUCUACUACAAGAUGGGCAAGUUUCGGGAGUCAAAAUCCUACUGCGAGAAUGCCCUCAGGAUUUAUGCCAAGCCUGUUCCAGGCACCAGUCCUGAGGAUAUUGCUGGAGGUCUGAUGGAAAUUUCAGCCAUUUUUGAGGCGGUGAAUGAGCCUGAGGAGGCAUUGAAGCUGUUGCAGAAGGCACUGAAGCUGCUGGAGGAUUCGCCAGGGCAGUGGAGCACUGUUGCAGGGAUUGAGGCCCAGAUGGGGGUGAUGUAUUACAUGGUUGGGAGGUAUGGAGAGUCUUGGAGCUCUUUCGACAGUGCUGUGGCCAAGCUGAGGGCCAGUGGUGAGAAAAAAUCAGCCUUCUUUGGAAUUGUGUUGAAUCAGAUGGGGCUGGCAUGUGUGCAGCUGUUUAAGAUUAAUGAGGCGGCAGACUUGUUUGAGGAAGCUAGGGCAAUUUUGGAGCAGGAAUAUGGGUCAAGCCAUCCAGAUACUCUUGGGGUGUAUAGCAAUCUAGCUGCAACAUAUGAUGCCAUAGGAAGGGUGGAAGAUGCAAUUGAAAUCCUGGAAUAUGUACUUAAGGUGAGGGAGGAGAAACUUGGAACAGCAAACCCUGAUGUUGAAGAUGAGAGGAAAAGGCUCGCUGAGCUUUUAAAAGAAGCAGGUAGAGUCAGAAAUAGGGAGCCAAAGUCCCUAGAAAAUCUUAUGGUCACUAAUUCGCACAGGGUCAAGGAGGGCACAAGGAGGUGGUCUGCCCUGGGUUUCAAGACUUGAUAGAGAACCGUGUAACAUAAGAAUACGUGUGUAAAGAGAUCAAAAUAGGAAUUUGGUGGUUUCCUGCUGUUUGAGCUUCUACAAUUUUUCCAUUUUUCUUUGUUUUCUGUUUCUUGAAAUGUUUUCAUCUUACCUACAGUUGAUUUACUGAGUAUUUAUGAUGUGAGUGAAGCUGUCUUAUAGUGGAUUCUUCUAUCACCGUGGUGAAUAAAUACUUAGGGGUUUUGUAAAUCA
Phoenix dactylifera (date palm) is the source of this 2209-nucleotide messenger RNA. Its product is annotated as protein KINESIN LIGHT CHAIN-RELATED 1-like. Gene Ontology annotation, molecular function: protein binding. Lineage: Eukaryota; Viridiplantae; Streptophyta; Magnoliopsida; Arecales; Arecaceae. The record is from RefSeq and is a predicted model, not a curated record.